Molecule: messenger RNA, 485 nt
Organism: Drosophila willistoni
Lineage: Eukaryota; Metazoa; Arthropoda; Insecta; Diptera; Drosophilidae
Product: glutathione S-transferase D5
Exons: 2
Coding region: 1-456 (151 amino acids)
Biological process (GO): glutathione metabolic process
Molecular function (GO): glutathione transferase activity
Source: RefSeq, a predicted model, not a curated record
AUGAAUUGGAAGAAGAUAUUCAUAUUAAAUAUUAUCACAACGGAUUCGCUCUACCCCAAGGAUCCGAAGCAAAGAGCUGUGGUGAAUCAACGUCUAUACUUCGAUAUUGGGACACUGAACCAGUCAUUCAUGGACUACUAUUAUCCGAUAUUUCAUUCGAAACCAGCUGAUCCUGAAGCAUUCAAGAAGGUUGAAUCCGCAUUUGAAUUUCUGGAUAUUUUCUUGGAGGGCCAGGAAUUUGUAGCUGGCAAGCAUCUCACUCUGGCUGACAUUUCUAUCUUGGCAACUGUCUCCACCUUUGACAUCUUCCAAUUUGAUAUCAAGAAGUACCCGAAUGUGGACAGAUGGUACACCAACACCAAGAAGGUGACUCCUGGAUGGGAGGAGAACUGGAAGUCGUUGACCGACAUGAAAGCAGCACUCGAUAGCUACCAAAAACAAUCUAAGAAGCAGUAAAAAUGAAAUGUAAAAAACCAUAGAAAAUU